Messenger RNA from Aspergillus puulaauensis, 1560 nucleotides. RefSeq lists its product as uncharacterized. The transcript is spliced from 8 exons. Lineage: Eukaryota; Fungi; Ascomycota; Eurotiomycetes; Eurotiales; Aspergillaceae. The record is from RefSeq and is a predicted model, not a curated record. Bases 1 to 1560 code for a protein of 519 amino acids. Gene Ontology annotation, molecular function: acyltransferase activity.
AUGUCGAAUGUAGCAGAGAUUCCCAUCCUGGUCGGCAUUGGCGACAUCAACGAUCGCGAGUCCAAGGGCCGAGAGGAUGCCGCCGAACCGCUCACCCUGAUGCUGCGCGCUAUCGGUGCAGCCAUCCAAGACACCACGCUCACCCCAGAGACUGCGCAAAAGCUGCAGUCUGCUAUUGAAAGUGUUAGCGUCGUCGCAAACUGGACUUGGCCUUAUCCCAAUGCUCCGGGGCUGCUUGUGCAAAGACUGGGGUUACCGGGUGUCGUUCACACGACCGAAAGUCAUCAUGGAGGCGAUUCUCCCGGACAAUUCUUCGACGAGGCCGCACGACGAGUCGCUUACAAGAAGAGUAAGGUGGCGGUCGUGACUGGCGCCGAAGCAUUAGCCUCCUUGGAAGCUUUCAAGAAGUCGAAGAAAUUCCCUCCUCCACAUUGGACCAAGCUCGAAGAUCACACUUCAAUAUGGGAUCGGGAGCGACCAGAGGAUCUGGGAACCCGGCAUAUGCUCGGGGCGCCGAUUCAAGUAUACCCCCUCUACGAGGCAGCCUUCCGAGCGCACCUCCAGCAAAAUCUUUUCGAUAAUAACAAAGAGUCGGCGGACCUAUACGCAGAUUUCGCCCAGGUUGCUGCCAAAUCACCUUUCUCGUGGUCACACGGUCAAGAACCGGAGACAUCCGAAUCAAUAGGGACAGUGACAAAGCGGAACCGCAUGAUCUGUUCGCCAUAUCCCCUUCUCAUGAAUGCAUUUAACACCGUUAAUCUGGCCGCCGCCUGUAUCAUCACCACAACAACCUUCGCCCGUGAACUAGGGAUCCCAGAGUCGAAGUGGAUAUACCCAUUGGGAGGUGCUGGCACAAGCGAUAACAGCCGAUUCUGGGAACGACCGUACUUCCACGCCAGUCGCAGCCUUUCGCAGUCUCUCGACGCAGCCCUAAAAGCGUCAGAGGUGCGUACGGAAGAUAUCGACCUCUUUGACUUCUAUUCAUGCUUUCCCAUCGUCCCCAAACUCGCAGCUCACCACCUCGGUCUCCCCCUUCACGGCCCCAAACCUCUCACCGUCCUCGGAGGUCUAACAUCUUUCGGCGGUGCAGGAAAUAACUAUUCCAUGCACGCAAUCACCGAAAUAGCCCGCCAACUCCGCACGCGCAAGCAAUCCCCCAAAGCACAAAACGGCCUAGUGCUCGCCAACGGCGGCGUCCUCUCCUACCACCACACAGUCAUCCUGUCCACCCAACCACGGUCAGACUCAGGAUAUCCUAUGUGGAACCCUCUGCCCUCUCAUCUAGACGAGGACCAUCCCGCCAUUGAAGAACAGGCGGAAGGAAGUGGUGUUGUCGAGACAUACACAGUGCAAUUCGGGCGCGAUGGGUCCCCAAUCCUAGGGUUCGUUGUAGGCCGUCUUUACUCCGGGGCCGGAAACGGGGGUCGAUUUGUCGCGAAUGUCCAAGAUGCAUAUACGCUCCAGCAGUUGUGCAGCAGCGCUGAACAAAUCGGGAAACAGGGUUGGGUCACGACUGAGGGUGGCCGGAAUUUAUUCGUCUUCAAGCCGUCGAAGAUAUAG